AUGGAGCUCUCCCCGGGAACGGGCGACGACCUCAUCCACGGUCCUCCGCCGCAAACGUCCCAAACUUCGACGCCGAUGACCACCGCGACCACUCCGGCCUCGCCGGUCGUCGACUCCCCAAUCCAGCCGGACGUUGCCUCCGAGGAGCCUUCACAAUCGCUCUCUCGAUCCUCUUCACUCUUGCGGCAGCACCCCUCAUCCUUACCUCGUGCCCACUCCGGAGCUCGCCAUACCAAGCGCUUAACCUUGAAUUUCCCCAUCAACAUCCCGCUGGACCAGCCUCCAACUGCCGUCUCCGAAACCAGUGUCUCUUCACCAGGAUCCAUGACCCCUGUGACGCAGUCGUCGACUCGCCCAUCCUCUGCACUUCCCGCCGGGGCUUUCAUGCCGCUCGAUGCGGAUGACGAUGGCUACGAUUUCCUUCGCGCCAUCGCUUCACAAGAACGGAGGGUGAUGGAGCUUCGAGAGGAGCUGCACCGGGCCGAGGUAGACCUGAUGACGCUGAAGAAACAGUGGGCACAGUCGGAAAAGUCGAAGAAACGGACCGAGAUUAGCCAUCAUGCCGAACCACUACUACCGCUACGGUCUCCCGAUUUCAACGGGCUGGAAGGGACAGCUUCACAUCGUCGGGAACAGAGUCUGAGCUCGGUCGGAGGCUCAUCGGUAUCACAAGAGCGCGUUAGUCGGGAGUUGGACCGGCGAAGCAGUAUUCGUGUGGCUUCCGCAAAGGGAACGACUAUUUCGGCCAACGGUCGGCGAAUCUUCCAGGGGACGCACACGCGGACGUUGUCGCUGCUAUCCCCCGUCACCGCAUCCAGCCCGACGACCGGGGAUGCCAGUCUCUCUGAGGCUGAUCGCGUGGGCCGCACCCCGCGGUCAGCUACACUGCCAUCUGUCGAGCGCAACAAUGUGUCCAGCAUUGGGGCACCCACCGAUGAGAGCCAGGUACCGGAGCAUGUGCUGGCGCAGUGGCGGAAGAAUAUGCCUCCCCCAUCAAGAGAGGCUCUGGUGCGUACCGGGAAGCAGAUGGCUUCCGAUCUACGCGAAGGCUUAUGGACAUUCUUCGAAGACAUCCGACAAGCCACCGUCGGCGAAGAAGGUAUCAACGCAACAGAAUCACGCACCAUGUCCCCAUCGCACGGCUCAUUGGCCCCGCCCAAUACGCGCAAGCGGGACUCUCUAGCCAAAUCACGCAGUCGGGAUCAGCUAUUUGCUACAGGGACCGCAUCGCGAUCGUCAUCGUCGUCAUCGCGGGGUCGGGGAACAGCAGGCGAGACAUCAUCUGGUAAAGACACCAAACCGGCGGAUAUUUCUACGUCUUUCUGGCAUGAAUUCGGGGUUGAUUCACCAGCACAGACGUCUCCCCGGCCCGGCCCUCGCCGCAGCCUCGUCGACAACACCAUCGCCGCCACGACCCCACGGGGCGAGAACGAACCCGAGCAUCCCGAUCACCCCUCCAGCAGUCUAGUGGAAGUGGAGGAUGAUACAGCCGACAACUGGGACAUGUGGGACACGCCGUUGCCCGCAUCUAAGAUGAUGCAUACGCCCUCAUCCAGUCGGUCCACGGUCGAGUCCUUGAAGCAUAAUCAUUCGCCCGCCACGCAAGGCAGCAGCCCCCGAACCAGUGCUAGUUUUGGCGAGUGGAACCCCAGUUCCGCCGCGCCUGACCCCAGUGUGACCGAGGGUAUCCCCUGGCCGACCAUCACAAAGUUGGCCCCCUCCAAGCUGCAACGUACUGCCUCGAAUCUCAUGGCUGAGUGGGAGCGUAGUCUUUCGCCGUCCCCAGAACGGAAAGAUUCUUCCUCUGGAUCGAGUCGCGGCAAAAACAGCAAAGCGGACUAA
Molecule: messenger RNA, 1842 nt
Organism: Penicillium canariense
Lineage: Eukaryota; Fungi; Ascomycota; Eurotiomycetes; Eurotiales; Aspergillaceae
Product: DUF4048 domain-containing protein
Exons: 2
Coding region: 1-1842 (613 amino acids)
Source: RefSeq, a predicted model, not a curated record